CGACACCACAUCACCAGCUAACGGAGCAGCACCACGAGUCAUGUCUGCACUAUUUGGCUCUUUGAACCGGUUCAUCUCUCGCCUUGAUGCCACUCCGCAAGAGCAGGAGCAAGAGCAAUCAGGCGUCGGCGGCGCGUAUGGCUUCCAGGUCUUGAGAAAUGCGAACCAGGAGGUUCCCUUAGAGCCGUGGUUCGACUUCGUCAUUGGCAUCAAUGGCAGGACCAUCGACAACCCUGAUCCGGGGCUAUUUGCGACCGAGGUGCGCAACUGCGCGGGCAACACGAUCAGUGUGGGCGUUUUUAGUGCAAAGGGCCAAGUCAUUCGCGAAGUCUACAUAAGUAUUCCCGCUGAGAAGCCGACGCUGGGCGUGUCGCUGCAGUGGUCACCUCUCGCCAUCGCACAAGACGUCUGGCACAUUCUCGAUGUAGCACCCAACUCUCCUGCAGAUACUGCAGGUCUGCUGCCUUACGGCGACUACGUUAUCGGUAGCCCGGAAGGUCUGGUCCGUGGCGAGUCAGGGUUGGGUGAACUUGUUGAAGAUUUCAUGAAUCGCCCGCUGCGACUGCUCGUGUACAACCACGAGUACAAUGUUACGCGACCGGUCACCAUCACUCCUAGCCGUAGCUGGGGUGGUGAAGGGGCGUUGGGCUGCGUGCUUGGGUUUGGGGCUCUUCAUCGCAUUCCUGCGUCUCUGGAAGAGCCUCCACAAGCACCAGGAGAAACCUUAUUCGCGGCGAACAGCGCGCCUACAUCUUUCGAUGAGAAGCGGCCUCUGAUCUCUGAGGUUGCAUCCGGUCAAGGCGGCGCCGGCAACGGAUCCGAGCUUUUCGUACCAGCGAACAUUGCCAUGCCAGCUAAGACUCCACCACCACAAGGUACAGCGCUGCCGAAGAGAAAGCAGCGGGCACAUGCUGCCAUGCCUGGGGGUGGGGGACUGGAUGACUAUUUCAAAGAAGGCGAGCAGAAGAGCAAAGAGGACGACUACACGCCAAAGGGCAAGGGCAGUGUACCUCCCCCGCCAAAGGCUGGCGGACCGCCUCGUGGACCGCCAAAAAGCGUCACACCUGUGCAAGCUGAAGUGGAGUCGCCAGCAGCAGAGACGGCAACAGAAGAGGCAUGAUGUGCAGGUGAUCAACUGAUGCAUCGUUAGCUUUAAAAUCAUACAAAGGCAGCUUAAGCGAGCAACAUACCCGUUAGAGCUUAAUAAAGUUCGGCACUUCAUUCGAAAAGCUCCUCACGGAAGCGACUGACCCUCC
This is a messenger RNA of Didymella exigua CBS 183.55, 1256 nucleotides long. Its product is annotated as putative Golgi reassembly stacking protein. The record is from RefSeq and is a predicted model, not a curated record. NCBI's taxonomy places the organism in Eukaryota, Fungi, Ascomycota, Dothideomycetes, Pleosporales, Didymellaceae. The coding region runs from base 41 to 1120 and encodes 359 amino acids. Gene Ontology annotation, cellular component: Golgi apparatus. Gene Ontology annotation, biological process: Golgi organization. The transcript is spliced from 4 exons. Gene Ontology annotation, molecular function: protein binding.